CUUCCCGCAGCUGCCGCUGCUGCUACCCUUGUUUGUGCGGAUGGAGCUGAGCUGUGGCGUCGGGGGAAGAACGAGCCAGACGGCGGCUGCGACCACAGCGCUGCCACCCCCUGUUCCUCCGCCGGGGCCCGGGCUCCUGAUGGACGGCGAAAGUCCCGGAGAGGAGGAUUAUGAAAGCCUGCCCACCGGAGCCUCCUUGUACACGCACAUGACGGCCGGGGCGGUGGCCGGCAUCCUGGAGCACACGGUCAUGUACCCCGUGGACUCCGUCAAGACAAGGAUGCAAAGUUUGCAGCCCGAUCCCAAAGCCCAGUACAACAAUGUGUUUGAAGCCCUGAAGAAGAUUAUCCGCACUGAAGGCUUCUGGCGGCCAUUACGAGGGAUCAAUGUCACCAUGCUGGGAGCGGGCCCGGCCCACGCACUGUACUUUGCCUGCUACGAAAAAAUGAAAAGGACUUUAAGUGACAUUAUUCAUGAUGGAGGGAACAGCCACCUGGCCAACGGAGUAGCAGGGAGCAUGGCCACCUUUCUACAUGACGCUGUUAUGAAUCCGGCCGAAGUGGUGAAGCAGCGGAUGCAGAUGUACCACUCUCCAUACAAGACAGUCUUGCAGUGUAUCAGGACUGUGAGAAGGACUGAGGGGCUGGGGGCCUUCUACCGUAGCUACACCACUCAGCUCACCAUGAACGUCCCAUUCCAAGCCAUCCACUUCAUCACGUAUGAAUUCAUGCAGGAGCAGAUCAACCCUCAGCGACAGUACAAUCCUCAAACGCACAUUGUCUCGGGGGCUAUUGCCGGCGCUGUUGCGGCUGCAGCCACAACUCCCCUGGAUGUCUGCAAGACUCUCCUCAACACUCAGGAAAACAUGGCCUUAAGUUCUGUGAACAUCAGUGGACACCUCUCAGGAAUGGCCAACGCAUUCAGAACAGUUUACCAACUGGGGGGUGUCGCUGGGUAUUUUAAGGGGGUUCAAGCGCGAGUUAUAUACCAGAUGCCUUCAACUGCCAUUGCCUGGUCUGUGUAUGAAUUCUUCAAGUACUUCCUUACAAAACGUGAGGCAAACAAAAAAACGCCAUGUUAAAACAGCGGCCCCAGAACUGCCAAGACAGAUGCCUUGGGUGCAAACUCUCCUGGCACCUUUUGUCAAUUAGGAAGGUUUCUGGUAGAUUCAUCGCCAUGUUCUGUUUUAGUUUUUUGGAGAAGUUCAUUUUUUCUCUUCCCACCAUCCCUUUUGGCUAAACCAAAUUGUGUAAGGACUUUUUUUUUAAUAAUACAAGUAUUUAUAAUUAUAUUUCAGUUUGAUAAACUGUGAUACAGAGUUGUAAAAGAGUAUAUUGUUUCUUCACUGGAAUGCUUUUGGCUGCCCAGAGAUUGAUCUCUGGGGGAUUGCUUUAAAAAAACAAACACAAACACACACACAAAGAUAAAGCCUUUAACUGAACAAAGUUUUAUAUAGAGAAAUUGUGUAAUAUAAAUAGGUGGAUAAUAUUUAUCCUUUAUUUUUCUACAUAGUUAGUCGGGUGGCUUGAAAGUGUGGCAGCUGAUGACAGAGGGGUUUUUAAAAAGUGCUUAAUUGUUUUUCAGUAACCAGUAGCGUACCAUUUCCUGGUUUUCCUGAACCAGAAGGUGUUUUAACUCAACAUCAUAGUGGUAGUGCUUAGAUGCAUGCUUUGAAUACUCAGCUUUAAAAGAUCUUGAUGCUUCCAUACAUACAAUUGUGUCAAGAUCAGUGGCUGCUUCUGGAAAUCUCUUCCAGCAGUUUGCAUAUCAGAGUAGAAAAUGAUUUCUAAGCAUAUUUUUAGGAAAACACUUAAAGGUACAUUAAAAAGAACAAACCUCCAUUUCUGAGCAGGUUUUGUGACUUUUAAUUUAUUCCUUCUCACUAAGCCCUGGACCCUGCUUUGCACAUAACUGGCAUGCACAAGGAAGUCUGUUGCACUAGUGUGUAUAUGUAAACACUGACGGCCAAGUGUUUUGCAGGAGCGGGGCAUCAGUUUACAUUUCUGAAGAAAGCUCAAACUGAAUUGCUUGUAGGCUUUUUUUUU
Molecule: messenger RNA, 2045 nt
Organism: Heteronotia binoei (common prickly gecko)
Lineage: Eukaryota; Metazoa; Chordata; Lepidosauria; Squamata; Gekkonidae
Gene: SLC25A37
Product: solute carrier family 25 member 37
Exons: 4
Coding region: 41-1081 (346 amino acids)
Biological process (GO): iron import into the mitochondrion
Cellular component (GO): mitochondrial membrane
Molecular function (GO): ferrous iron transmembrane transporter activity
Source: RefSeq, a predicted model, not a curated record